This is a messenger RNA of Rubroshorea leprosula, 1081 nucleotides long. The record is from the annotation of a GenBank genome assembly. Lineage: Eukaryota; Viridiplantae; Streptophyta; Magnoliopsida; Malvales; Dipterocarpaceae.
AACAGUGAAACACACCAGCACGCUCUUUCUCCCAUUCCCUUGCUCACUGUAAAACCCUAAUGGCAACCCCAAUUAUUUUCCGAUCACGUACGUUUUCUAUGGUAGCAAGAUUCAGGAACAGGAAUUGUCGUAGUAAUGGAAGGGUUUCUAUUCAGGCGAGGCUUUGUCUUCGAAUCUGACGAAAGAAACGAUCGCCUCCUCGCAAUCAAAUCUCUCUGCCGUCUAUGCCAUUACCGGAGUCUACUCCUCAGGCUUCUAAGUGAAAAUCAUUGAGCUCCCACAAGUACGGCCAUGUUGAGGGUGAUGGGUAAGCCAAUUAUGCUGAGUCUUUAUUGUUUUCCUGUUUCACUGGUGGCUGUCGUUUCGCUUUAAUGACUAAAUUUCUAACAUGAAAUUGAUGCUUGGUUUUGCAUAGUUUGUUAGUUAGGAUUUCAUUUCAAUUUAAAGCUCGGGUAGAAGUUUGUUGGGGAUGGUACAUUUCACUUUCUUUGGUCGGCGAGAUGAAACUUAAUUGCAGUUUUGAAUUCUGUUAUCUUAGGCUGAUUAUGAUGUGUAAGUGAUUUUGAGAUUAUGGUAUGUGUUUGAAUUGUGCAGAGAGUUGAUGCUUUAAUGUGAGAAUUGGCAAAUGUCUCUUUUAAGUUAGUAUUUUCAGACCUUUUAAAACCAUUUUCUAUGUUCAAAGCUAUUCUAUUGAAUUGCAGGCUUAGAUUGCCUUUUGGGCCAAAGAAUUAAACAUUAGACCUAUUGUUCAUUUCUUUAUGGAAUAAUUAAUCUGUCAAAUUGUUGCAUCUGUUUCUGUUUCGAUUUGAUUACUUACUAGUGGGUCUAAUUGAAUUGGCUUUUUCAUGUGCUUCACUUUGCUUAUGGAGACAGCUCACAGAACUAGACAGAGCCAGGAGGGUCUUCUGGUUGAAAAUGUUUAGUUAAUACCUAUUUUCUUUUCUUUUCUUUCCUCCUUUUCUUAUAUGUAUAUAUAUAUAUAUAUAUAUAUAUAUAUUCAUAAUGGAUCGUAUAAGGAGGUUGAAGUGGAUUGGAUUUUGUUAUUAUUUUUUAUUUAUUCUAAUCAACUCAACACACACUA